GUUUGGUAUACAAAUGUUUACUUUCGGUUUAUCACCAUGUCCAUGAUUGAACCUCAGUUAAAAUACCAUGUGUUUUCUGACAAAAUUAUGGACACUGUUGUGAAUUUUCAAGUAUUGAAGUUAAAAGACAGUUUUUAUGUGUGGAUAGGUUCUUCUAAUAAACUGGGAAAUGUAACAGUAGCCAUGCCAACCAAAUUUAGCAGUGUACCCUCUGGAUCAGUUCUCCUUGGUCCGUCUGACUCCCACUGUCUCACUAUAGCACAGCGACUAGCAAAGAAGACCGGACGACAGGUUUUUGUGAGUGGGACUGUGGAUUAUAAUCAGCUGAUGUUGCCCCUCAUCGAGAAGCGCAUCGGACAGGAAUUACAGAACUUUCCUGAAAAAUUCUAUGAUCCAAGCUGAAAACUCCAACUGUGAAUGAACUAGAUUAGAAUUCCAUGCACUGAUGUCUACCAGCGCUGUGACACUAUUUUUUAACUGCCUUCCUUGAUUUAAUCAAUUUUCAAACUGCAUCAGACAACACACACUAUACAUGUAUCAGUAUGUAUGUGUGAAUUGGAUGUAUGUGUUUUUACUUAUUAAUGUUGACUUUUAUACUGUUAAUGUGGAUUAACUUGUACUGUUUGUUAUAAAUAAUUGAAAGUAUGACGUAGAUAAAAGCAGUGAUUUAAAAUACUACUGUAGAAAUGAACACUAUAUUCAAGUUGAAUAAACUAUCAAUUCAU
Molecule: messenger RNA, 725 nt
Organism: Magallana angulata
Lineage: Eukaryota; Metazoa; Mollusca; Bivalvia; Ostreida; Ostreidae
Product: proteasome assembly chaperone 4-like
Exons: 3
Coding region: 37-402 (121 amino acids)
Biological process (GO): proteasome assembly
Source: RefSeq, a predicted model, not a curated record